Messenger RNA from Psammomys obesus (fat sand rat), 1403 nucleotides. Its product is annotated as class I histocompatibility antigen, B alpha chain-like. NCBI's taxonomy places the organism in Eukaryota, Metazoa, Chordata, Mammalia, Rodentia, Muridae. The transcript has 5 exons. The coding region runs from base 211 to 1074 and encodes 287 amino acids. The record is from RefSeq and is a predicted model, not a curated record. Gene Ontology annotation, molecular function: signaling receptor binding; peptide antigen binding. Gene Ontology annotation, cellular component: external side of plasma membrane. Gene Ontology annotation, biological process: positive regulation of T cell mediated cytotoxicity; antigen processing and presentation of endogenous peptide antigen via MHC class I via ER pathway, TAP-independent; antigen processing and presentation of endogenous peptide antigen via MHC class Ib.
CCCUGCUCCGCUCUCCAGCGUCCCGAGUCUGGCGUCCGGUUCCCCGCCGGCCUGAGCACCGACCGCGGGUGCCCGGGGAAGGGUUGGCAUCUUUAUGGCUUGUCGCCUCCAGGCUCGCACUCGCUGCUCUAUUUCGUUACCACCACAUCCCAACCUGGCGUCCUGGAGCCCCGAGUCAUCAUUGUCGGCUACGUGGACGACACGGAGUUCAUGAGUUUCGACAGCGAGGCGAAGGGUCCGAGGACAAAGCCCCGGGGGUCAUGGGUAGAGCGAAUGGGCCAGAAGUUUUGGGAGGAGGAGGUGAAAUAUGCCGAAAGUUACGCGGAGAGGGCCCGGGAAAACCUGCGCCUGGCAAUGAGAGUCUACAACCACAGCGAGGACGGUUCUCACACCAUCCAGUGUUUAAUCGGCUGCGAUGUUGGGCCCGACCGGCGGCUGCUCCGAGGGUACUAUGAGCACGCUUACGACGGCAAGGAUUACCUCAGACUGAACGAGGACCUGAGCACCUGGAGCGCCGGCGACGCCUCGGCUCAGAUAGCCGCGCGCCAGUGGAAAGCCGACGGCGUGGCAGAGCGCAUCAGAGCCAUUCUGGAGGGGAGAUGCGCAGAGACCCUCCUCAGACACCUGGAGAUAGGGAGGGAGACGCUGCAGCGGACAGAUCCCCCAAAGGCACAUGUGACCCAUCAUCUAAGACAUUCAGGAGAUGUCACCCUGAGGUGCUGGGCCCUGGCCUUCUACCCUUCUGAGAUCUCCCUGACCUGGCAGUUGGAUGGGGAGGACCUGACCCAGGACAUGGAGCUGGUGGAGACCAGGCCUGCAGGGGAUGGAACCUUCCAGAAGUGGGCAGCUGUGGUGGUGCCUCCUGGGAAGGAGCAGCAUUACACGUGCCAUGUGCAGCAUGAGGGUCUGCCUGAGCCCCUCACCCUGAGAUGGGAGCCGCCUCCUUGGCCCAAGAUUGGAAUAACUGUUGGCGUGGUCCUUUUUGGAGUUGUGGUCACUGGAGCUGUGGCUGCCAUCGUAAUGAUGAGGAAGAAAAGUGCAGUACCUCAGGCUGGCUUUGAACUCACUGUGUAGCUGUGAUGGUUACUUUUGGAUGUCAACUUGACUGGAUUUAGAAUCUCCAAGGAUACACAGUUCUGGGUGCGACUAUGAGAAAGUUUUCAGAGAUGACUGAAUGUGAAGAAUGUGGGUGACACUAUCCCUUGGGCUAGGACCAAGAGUGACUAAAAGGAGGGACAGGAGAAAGCCAGAUGCAAUCUCUAUUCUUCUCUAUUCUUCUCUAUCCACUCAAGUCUGAGGAGUCUCAGCCACAUGCUCACAGCUGCCAUGCUCUCCACCAUGCUCUAUGUUGAGAUGGACUGGACCCUCUUAAAUCAUGAAUCUGAAUAAAUAUUUUAAAUUUG